AUGACCUUGUUUAAUGCAACAGUUAAUUUUUCUUCCAAAACUGUCGCAUCAUUCGCACUGACGCAAACACUAUCAUCAUUCAGCAAGGUACAUGUUGUUAUUGGAAAUGAAGCUUGUGAUUUGGACUCUACUGUCUCUGCGAUAUCUCAUGCAUACAAUUUAUCUCAGGAUGCUCAGUCAUCUGAUGAAGCCAUCAUACCUGUGCUCAACAUUCCAAGGGAAGAGCUUCCUUUAAGAACUGAAACAAGUCACCUUCUCCCAAGAUGCAAUAUCCAGUUAACAGACUUGGUCUGCCGUGAUGAGAUUGAUCUUAAAUCUAUUCCAAAUUUGACAAUAACUCUCGUUGAUCACAAUGUACCCACAGAGAAUGAUACCUGGUUAGACCAGUAUGUUGUAGAAGUGAUUGAUCAUCAUGUGAACAGUCGUCAUGACGAUGAGGAUAGAGCAAUCAGCAUCACAAGGGAGCUGGUAGGGUCAUGUUCUACAUUGGUAGCCAAACAGAUCUUGGACAAACACCUAGAAAUUUUGGAUCAUCAACUAGUUAAAUUGCUCCUUGGUACCAUAAUGUUAGAUACACUAAACAUGAGUGAAGCUGCAGGAAAAGCAACACCAACAGAUGAAGAUAUAGUCAAAAGACUAGGAAACCUUAGCCCAAGGAUCAAUCUGCAAGAACUCUUUGAUGGGGCUCAAGCCGCUAAGUUUGAUAUAUCAGGUAAGAAAUAAUAUAAACUUCUUACAUGUAAAUGCCAAGACUGACUGCCUUCUUUAUGGUGAGUUCAGAUUGAUAUUGUGAUUGGAUCCAGUAGAUAAAACUUUCACUCUCAUCCAGUCCAACUUAAAGUCAAUCUUUCUUUUCAUACUGGACAAGGUGGCUCAGAGGUAGAGUUCCCGCCUCAUACACAGGAGGUCAUGCAUUCGAUCCCCUGCCAAGUCAUACCAAAGACUUAUAAAAAUGGGACCUUCUGCCUUCUUGCAAGGCUCCUUUGUAUAAAAAAAAUGAGCAAGGAUUUCAAACCAUGCCAAUUACAUUACCCCAAAAGAUAGACUUAGAAAUCAAAUAACAAAAAUAGGAAUCAUGAAGAUAAUACUGGAAUACAAAAUAAAACAAACAACUUUCUGAAAAAUGACAAUGUUGAAACUCUUCAUAGUAUAAGUAACAAACUUCAUCUCUGGAAAAAAUGCAAAACUUUUCUGACCUGGAGAGUAGGGACUGAUCUUUGGCAUUCAAGCAAUGCUAUGUACAGUAAUAUAAUUGAUGUUGGGCCACCAUGAGCACUGCUUUGAUCAGGUCAUGAUCUUGAUCAUUUUUAUUUUGGAGGAAAGGAAAGACAAACCAAUUUUACAAGACUAAAUUGUAAAACUGCUUAGUUCAUUGCAAAAUCCAACCUUUGGCAUAAGAACAUACAGAACUGAUCUUCAACCAUCAUAUUUUCUGCAAGUAGAAAAAGUUAUUGAGGUAGGAUAUAUAUUUUUUCCUUGUUUCGCGGGUAGUUCUGGAGGAUAUUGCAGCUUUUCGGCCUUUUGUUUGUCAGGUGCCAUGGUUGGGUUAAUGUCAGGGUGGACUUUUCUUUUAUUGAAAUAAAGAUUUUAUUUUAUUUUCAAGCAUAUUAAACAUACAUGUACUCAUACUGGAUUACAGGCAUGUUGAAUAGGGGUUUACUGAUUUGAGGUCAACUGACUCCAGCAGAAUUUAUUCAAACAUAUUUGUAAUCUAGAUUGUGUGUGGUGGUAGUUUAUUUGUGAAACUUUCUAGUGUGCCUCUGCUCUUUCUAAGGUCAUAGAUUCUUUGAGUGAGAUCCUGUUUGAAUGACUAAGUGACCACAUCUUGUGGUUUAGAGCAAUAAAUAAGACUAAUAUGCUUUUCACACUGCAUUUCCUUAACCCCAUACUAUCCUUAACCCCGGACUAUCCUUAACCCCAUACUUUCUUUUUUUGGACUCACACUGUCUUUCUUUACCCUAUACUAUCUGCUUAGCCGGGGUUAACGCCUUAAGGAAAGAAAGUACAGUGUGAAAAGCAUACAAGAGGCUUUUUUUUUCAUGGUACACCAUACAUGUAAGUCAAUUUCUUUCUAUGGCUCAGCCUAUGUGUUUGUGAUAAAAGUAUAUUGCAUAUAUUGAAACAAGCUGUUAUAAUAGAUCUCAACCCUGAGUAGGCCUUUAAGGAAAGAAAGUACAGUGUGAAAAGCAUACAAGAGGCUUUUUUUUUCAUGGUACACCAUACAUGUAAGUCAAUUUCUUUCUAUGGCUCAGCCUAUGUGUUUGUGAUAAAAGUAUAUUGCAUAUAUUGAAACAAGCUGUUAUAAUAGAUCUCAACCCUGAGUAGACACAAUACCAAUGUUGCACUAAUACUAAGAAUAGAAUGUCCUUCAUGCGCAUGAGGCUGUUGUUAUAGUGAUGAUAUUGCAAGUUCAGGCGUUGAUAGAUUCUACACUUACAUGUAUAUGUAUGAGUGCAUGAUUGAUAAAAGUUUGAAUAUUGAUGGAAUUUGAAAAAAAAUCAGGUAUUUGUCUCUAUUUUUCUUUUGAAUAAAUCAUUCUUUUUAAGUAUCCUCUUUUUUUCAACAUCAAUCUUGAGCAAUUGGAAUGCUAAAAUAUUUUUCCUAAAAAAUGCUUAUUGCACCCAAUAGUUGCCAGAAGGCAGAAACAUAUUUCAAGCAUUGACUGGUACAAUAUCUAAUUGUUUUAUAUGGAAAGGUGUCAGUGCACAUGAAUGAUUGCAUGUAACCCUGUAGCCUUCAAAACCAUUUUAAACAGAUCUAAUUGAAGGAAUAUGACGCUAAUGUUAAUAUGCACUCUUGGCAUUUGAUGCUUGCUAACUGUAGGACCAGUAUCAGUGUUAGUCUAGGAUUCAUGCAUCAUCAGAUUAUCAAUAUCUUGCUUUAUAAUUAGUAUAAAGCACGGCGAUGUUUAUGUUACACUUAGAAUUUCGUACAUUGUAUGCUCAAGUACAAUGGGCUAGUCAAAAUAUUGAACUUGAAAAUUAUAUUCAGAGUUAAUAUGUGUAGACUUCUCAUGAACAUCACUGUUUGAUAUUCAUAUAAAGUGAUCUGUGAUAUUAAAGUGUCGUUGAUAUCUACAUUCCCUUUCCUGCAACACUAAUCAGUGCUCAUGGAAUGGAGACUAGAAGGAGAUGUACAUGUAAUGGAAAGAGGCCAAGGACAAUCAUUUAUAAUUAGUAGAUCGAUGAGGCUUGAGGAUGGAAAAACAAACUUGUCUGUCUCCCAACUAUAUAUUAUUUAACCAAAGUAUUUUAGAAGUCUUUGAUUCUAAUGAAGGGAAAUGGACAGUUAUGACAAAAAUUUGCUUUCCUUCCAAUGUUCUUUGCUUAAAUUAGAAGAUUCUUGCUAGGCCUACAGUUUAUAUCAAUUUAUUGAUAUGCUUUAAAUAUUGAAAAGUGAAAACAUAUAGGAUAGCUUUAAUCUUCCUGUGUAAUAUAGACCUCCAUGUAUUCAGUGCAGCCCAUGCAGUGCAUCAGAUGAUGGCAAGGAUAGAGAAUUCAAGCAAACUUUAACCAUGAAACAUGUAAAUGCUCUGUAUAAUUAGUUUCCUCUACCUGGUUUUGCACAUUAUUGACUGCUUUCCAGAAAUAUACAGAUUGAAGAAAAAAUUGGUAACUGCAGGGAUUGUACCUGCUGUUUGCUGAUUCAGAAAUUAAGCUCACUUUGAACUUCACCCUCCC
Molecule: messenger RNA, 3680 nt
Organism: Lytechinus pictus (painted urchin)
Lineage: Eukaryota; Metazoa; Echinodermata; Echinoidea; Temnopleuroida; Toxopneustidae
Product: exopolyphosphatase PRUNE1-like
Exons: 4
Coding region: 1-723 (240 amino acids)
Cellular component (GO): cytoplasm
Molecular function (GO): exopolyphosphatase activity
Source: RefSeq, a predicted model, not a curated record